Messenger RNA from Syngnathus acus (greater pipefish), 1147 nucleotides. RefSeq names its product aldo-keto reductase family 1, member A1b (aldehyde reductase) (gene akr1a1b). NCBI's taxonomy places the organism in Eukaryota, Metazoa, Chordata, Actinopteri, Syngnathiformes, Syngnathidae. The record is from RefSeq and is a predicted model, not a curated record. The transcript has 9 exons. Gene Ontology annotation, molecular function: aldose reductase (NADPH) activity. Bases 116 to 1090 code for a protein of 324 amino acids. Gene Ontology annotation, cellular component: cytosol.
GGAGGCCAAAUUCAAGGCUGCGCUUUUUAUUUGCAUCCCUGAGAGAAAAGUCUAGACGCCCAAGAGAACUACGCUGCCAGACCGCCUCCAAAGAAAAUCUAGCGCAGGCGGGAAGAUGAACGAAUUUGCUGUCCUCCACACGGGCCGCAAGAUGCCCCUCAUUGGACUGGGCACCUGGAAGAGCUCGCCGGGACAGGUGAAAGAGGUGGUCAAGUGCGCCCUGGAGGCAGGCUACCGCCACAUUGACUGCGCUGCCGUCUACGGCAACGAGGCCGAGAUUGGACAAGCGUUCGCCGAGAGCUUUGCACAGCCCCAUGGCGUGCGGCGGGAGGACGUCUUUGUCACGUCCAAAUUGUGGAACACGUGCCACCACCCCGAGGACGUGGAGCCCGCCCUUCAGCGAACACUGCGCGACCUUCGACUUGACUACUUGGACCUCUACCUCAUCCACUGGCCCAUGGCCUUCCGGCGCGGGGAGGAGGCGUUCCCCAAGGCGGGCAGUGGCUCGCUGCUGUACGACGUGGUGGACUACCGCGCCACUUGGGGCGCCAUGGAGCAGCUGCUCCGCAAAGGCCUGCUGCGUCACAUCGGCCUGUCCAACUUCAACAAGCGACAGCUGGACCACGUGCUGGCUGCCGCCCACGUCAAGCCCGCCGUCGUGCAGGUGGAGAGCCACCCGUACCUGGCGCAGACAGAGUUGCUGGCGCACUGUCGGUUGCUGGGCGCGGUAAUGACAGCCUACAGCCCGCUGGGUUCCCCCGACCGUGCCUGGAAGCGCCCCGACGAGCUCACACUCAUGGACGAGCCCGUCCUGGCCACCCUGGCUGCAAAGUACUGCAAGUCGCCCGCUCAGAUCCUGCUCAGGUGGCAGACGCAACGCGGCGUCGUGGCCGUUCCCAAGAGCGUCACGCCCUCACGCAUCCGAGAGAACUUGCAAGUGUUUGACUUCACCUUGUCAGAGGAGGAGAUGACCAGCCUGGCGGCGCUCAACAAGAACUGCCGUUACAUCCUACCCGUCAUUGAAGUGGACGGGAAGCUGGUCCCCCGGGACGCAGGGCAUCCCCAUUACCCCUUCAGCGACCCCUACUGACAGCAUGAGGCACGUGCUUUCAUCGAGUUGCGCCUCAAACAAAACUUUUUUUUUUUU